AUGUCUAGACCUGCAACUCCAACGCUUUCGCAAAACUCACAUUCACGAGCCGGAUCUACCAAGUCAGAUUUGGAAGAUGUCGAAGCCGCCGCCCCACCAGAGCCCGAACAGCCGCCUCGAUACUCUAUUUACACGACAUGGGAGAAGCGGUUCAUCGUCUUGGGUGCCUGUUUGGCUGCAUUCUUCUCGCCAUUUACCGCUCAGAUCUACCUGCCCGCCCUGCCGGUCCUGGCUCACGAUUUCAACGUUUCCGACUCCGACAUCAACAUCACUUUGACAACCUACAUGAUCUUCCAAGGAAUCAUCCCCAUGUUCAUCGGAUCGCUAGCAGACAACAGCGGCAGACGACCUGCCUAUGUCAUCUGCUUUGUGGUUUACAUCGCCGCCAACAUCGGCUUAGCGUUAUCUCAGAACUUCGCCUCCUUGCUCGUCGUCCGGUGCCUGCAGUCAGCUGGCUCUAGCAGCACUGUUGCCCUGGCCUCUGCAGUUGUCGCCGACAUUGUUACGUCCGCGGAAAGAGGGCAAUACAUCGGAAUCACGGUGGUUCCGAUCGUUUUGGCGCCAGCGUUGGGUCCAGUCCUCGGCGGUAUCUUGACCCAGUUCCUCGGUUGGAGGUCCAUCUUCUGGUUUCUCGCCAUUCUAUCAGGCGUCUUCUUCAUCGCUCUCCUGCUGUUCUUCCCAGAAACGUGCCGCAUGAUUGUCGAUGACGGCUCCGUCCGGCCUCCGAAACUGUAUCGAACUGGCUAUCAGCUGCUGAAAGACUUCUUCAUGGCCAGGAAAGCGGAUGGCGCCGCAGUCACAAGGACGACGACAGGAGGGACGUCAAACACGGCAAAGCCUUCUUUGAAGUUCAAGAUGAACCCGUUUGCGUCGCUUGUUCUACUAUUCCACAAGGAAAUGGGAUUGCUCCUGGGCUUCAGCGCGAUCGUCUUUGCCGGUUUCUACGCCAUUGCCGCCUCCAUGCCGACCCAGUUCGAGCAGCUCUACGGCUUCGACAGUUUGAAAGUCGGCCUCAUGUAUCUGCCUCUGGCAGGCGGCUCCGUCGUCGCUGGCUUCGUCGUUGGCCCUCUGAUCAACUGGAACUAUCGGCGACACUGCAAACGCCUGGGCAUUUCUUACGACAAGUCUCGCCAGCAAGACAUGGCCGGCUUCCCCAUCGAGAAGGCCCGCCUCGAGGUCGGAAUUCCCCUGUUGUACUUCAGCUCCAUCUUGCUCCUCAUCUGGGGAUGGGUUCUGCACAUCGGCGCCCCCGUAGCCGUCCCUUGUGUGUUGCUCUUCCUCUUUGGAGUGGGCAUGAUCGGAUUCAAUAACACGACGAACACGCUCAUCGUCGACAUUCACCCAGGCAAGGCCGGGACUGCCACGGCAGCCAACAACUUCACGAGGUGCCUCCUUGGCGCCGCUGCGACCGCCGCCAUCCUGCCGAUGAUCAACGGCAUUGGCGUUGGCUGGGCAUUCACCGUAUUAGCCAUGUUCUACAUUGUGUUCAGUCCAGCCUUGUUGGCUGUCAUGUACUGGGGAGUCAAGUGGCGCCAAGCUGCGAAGGAGAGAGAAGAGAAGAAGAAGAUGGACAAGGCUUGA
Messenger RNA from Colletotrichum karsti, 1581 nucleotides. Its product is annotated as major facilitator superfamily transporter. Bases 1 to 1581 code for a protein of 526 amino acids. Gene Ontology annotation, biological process: transmembrane transport. Lineage: Eukaryota; Fungi; Ascomycota; Sordariomycetes; Glomerellales; Glomerellaceae. Gene Ontology annotation, molecular function: transmembrane transporter activity. The transcript has a single exon. The record is from RefSeq and is a predicted model, not a curated record.